Dentiscutata heterogama is the source of this 315-nucleotide messenger RNA. Lineage: Eukaryota; Fungi; Glomeromycota; Glomeromycetes; Diversisporales; Gigasporaceae. The record is from the annotation of a GenBank genome assembly.
GUCUUACUAUAGACAAUAACAAGAGAAAACAGCCUAUCUACGAAUCAGAAAUCUACAACAAGCAUAGCUCAGACAAAAACCUAGAAAAUACAAAUGCUACUACCAAAACAAACAGGCCUUUUAAUGAUAACAAAAAGAUCAAAAGGAAUGAAGAUAGACAAAAAAAGAAUUCAAAAACUGAUAUACAAAGAAACAAGAAACCUUUAGAUAAAGAUACAAGAACUAGGUUUUACAACAUAAAUAGAAUCAAAAAUAAUAUAUCUAAACUUCAAGAGCUAAUAGACACAGGUCUCCGGAAAAAUCUAGAUAUCAUAG